This is a messenger RNA of Perognathus longimembris pacificus (Pacific pocket mouse), 2000 nucleotides long. It is a transcript of the gene Mocs3, whose product is annotated as molybdenum cofactor synthesis 3. Gene Ontology annotation, cellular component: cytoplasm; cytosol. Lineage: Eukaryota; Metazoa; Chordata; Mammalia; Rodentia; Heteromyidae. The transcript has a single exon. Gene Ontology annotation, biological process: tRNA wobble position uridine thiolation; protein urmylation. Gene Ontology annotation, molecular function: URM1 activating enzyme activity; thiosulfate-cyanide sulfurtransferase activity; adenylyltransferase activity. Bases 41 to 1423 code for a protein of 460 amino acids. The record is from RefSeq and is a predicted model, not a curated record.
GCCGGAAGCGGAAGUCCUCGCGCUUCCGGCGGCGGGCGCUAUGGCUGCUCACGAGGACGUCGCGGCCUUACAGGCCGAGGUGGCCCAGCGCGAGGAGCAGCUGAGCGCCCUGAAGCGGAGGCUGGCCGCGGCGCUGCGGGCCGAGCGAGCAGCGGAGUCGGAGGGCCCGGCCCCGGUGUCGCCGCUCCCGCCCAAGCCCGCCCUGUCGCGAGCCGAGAUCCUGCGCUACAGCCGCCAGCUGGUGCUGCCCGAGCUGGGCGUGCGCGGGCAGCUGCGCCUGGCGGGGGCGUCCGUGCUGGUGGUGGGCUGCGGCGGGCUCGGCUGCCCGCUGGCGCAGUACCUGGCGGCCGCGGGCGUGGGCCGCCUCGGCCUGGUGGACUACGACGUGGUGGAGGUGAGCAACCUGGCCCGCCAGGUGCUGCACGGCGAGGCCCUGGCCGGCCGCGCCAAGGCCUUCUCGGCCGCCGCCUCCCUGCGGCGCCUCAACUCGGCGGUGGAGUGCGUGCCCUACGUGCAGGCCCUGACCCCGGCCACCGCGCUCGACCUCGUCCGCCGCUACGACGUGGUGGCCGACUGCUCCGACAACGUGCCCACCCGCUACCUGGUGAACGACGCCUGUGUGCUGGCCGGCCGGCCCCUCGUCUCCGCCAGCGCCCUGCGCUUCGAGGGCCAGAUCACGGUUUACCACUACGACGGCGGGCCUUGCUACCGCUGCGUGUUCCCGCAGCCGCCCCCGGCGGAGACCGUGACCAACUGCGCGGACGGCGGGGUGCUCGGCGUCGUCACGGGAGUACUGGGUUGCCUGCAGGCCCUGGAAGUGCUCAAGAUCGCGGCGGGUCUGGGUCCCUCGUACAGCGGCAGCCUGUUGCUCUUCGACGCCCUGGGAGGGCGCUUCCGCACGAUUCAGCUGCGGAGGCGCCGGCCCGACUGCGCAGCCUGCGGGGAGCAGCCCACCGUGACCCACCUGCAGGACUACGAGGCCUUCUGCGGCUCCUCGGCCACCGAUAAGUGCCGCUCCUUGCAGUUACUGAGCCCGGAGGAGCGGGUUUCCGUGACCGACUACAAGCGACUCCUGGAUUCCGGGGCCCCCCACCUGUUGCUCGACGUCAGGCCGCAGGUGGAAGUGGACAUCUGUCGUUUGCCUCACGCCCUACACAUCCCUUUGAAACAUUUGGAACGGAGGGAUGCGGAGAGCCUGAAACUCUUAGGAGAAGCCAUCCGGGAAGGGAAGCGGGCCACCCAGGGAGGGGCCACCCUCCCCCUCUAUGUGAUUUGCAAACUGGGAAAUGAUUCUCAGAAAGCUGUGAGGGUCCUGCAGUCCUUAGCCACAGCCCAAGGCUUAGACCCAGUGACAGUGCAGGACGUCGCGGGAGGCCUCAUGACCUGGGCUGCCAAAAUCGACGGCACAUUCCCACAGUACUGAGGCGUCGGGUACACCCCACCAACAAAUCAUACCGGGGAGGAGCCCGAUAGGGUGCAACACUGCCUCUGUCAUAGACUCCUUUUUAUAGGGCACUUUUCGUGUCUCUUGUUUUCUUGCAUUGCCGAGGGCGAAACAUAGGUCUUUGCCAGACAAGCGCUCUACUCCUGAGCUACAUCCUCAGCCCCUCAGUUUGGUUUGGACCCUUUAGAAGGUGUCACGUGACUACCACGAGUGGAUUGUGCUGUUUCUGAGAAUCACCUGUGUUUUUAACAUUUGCGGGACGACUUGAAUGCAUGAAAUAUAAUAUGACCUGAUUUUUGUAUUUUAAGCUGCGGAUGAUUUACCUGUCUUGCUUCCUUUUCUCCACUUCCUGCAGUCAAAAAAUUUCUCUAAAUUGUCCAUUUUAUGUUUGUUUGUUUGUUUCUUGUAGUGUUAGAUAUCCAACCCAGGGUCUCCCAUAGGCUGGGCUGUGUUCUGCUGCUGAACCACAUCCCCAGCUUCUGUGUUGUGCCUGGAAUUAAGAUGUACUAAACAGUCUAACUUUAUUUAUCAUGACGGUAUAACUGUGAGAAAAACU